AUGCAAAAUACCGAAAAUAAAAAUGAAUGGGUUAAUUGGAUUGAGGAAGCUGUUGAUAAAGAACAUUUAAAAUUUUAUGAAUAUGAAGAAUUUAUUAAUAUUCAACAUAUUGGUACUGGAGGUUUCGGAAACGUAUAUCGUGCAAAUUUGAAAAAUUCAGAAAAAUUAUUUGCGUUAAAAUCUUUUUUCAGUCUUAAUAACUUCACCAUGAAAGAAAUCGUUCGUGAGCUAAAAAUUCAACGCGAAGUUGAUUUUCAUGAUAACAUUAUUCGUUGCUAUGGAGUAACAAAACUGGAGUCAGAAAAUCAUAAUAAUUAUCGAUUAGUAAUGGAAUACGCCGACGGUGGUACUCUUCGUUUUUAUUUAAAGGAAAAUUUUAACAAGCUUACUUGGGAUGACAAAUAUAAUAUGGCAUACCAGUUAUCUUGUGCCGUAUCAUGCUUGCAUAACGAAAAAAUAGUGCAUCGUGAUUUGCACUCCUGUAAUAUUCUAGUACGUAAUAACACAAUCAAAUUAGCAGAUUUUGGAUUAUCUAAAAGAAUUGGAGCAUCAUCCAAUGUUUAA
This is a messenger RNA of Rhizophagus irregularis DAOM 181602=DAOM 197198, 564 nucleotides long. RefSeq lists its product as uncharacterized. Gene Ontology annotation, molecular function: ATP binding; protein serine/threonine kinase activity. Gene Ontology annotation, cellular component: nucleus. The record is from RefSeq and is a predicted model, not a curated record. Lineage: Eukaryota; Fungi; Glomeromycota; Glomeromycetes; Glomerales; Glomeraceae. Gene Ontology annotation, biological process: mitotic DNA damage checkpoint signaling; protein phosphorylation.